Molecule: messenger RNA, 900 nt
Organism: Penicillium cataractarum
Lineage: Eukaryota; Fungi; Ascomycota; Eurotiomycetes; Eurotiales; Aspergillaceae
Product: RTA1 domain-containing protein
Exons: 3
Coding region: 1-900 (299 amino acids)
Cellular component (GO): membrane
Source: RefSeq, a predicted model, not a curated record
AUGGCUACCGACAAGAACUAUGUCCUCUACCACUACACGCCCAAUCUUCCAUGUGCCAUCCUUUUAGCUGUGCUCUUUGCGUUGACGACUGUCUUCCAUCUCUAUCAGCGAGUUAAAGCGCAUUCAAAAUACUUCAACCCGUUUAUUGUGGGCGGUAUCUUUCAAAUCAUCGGCUAUGGAGCACGUGCUGGCUCUCAUUUCAAUAUGGACUCCACGAUUCUUUAUGCAAUUCAGUCACUCCUGAUUUUAUUGGCGCCAACGCUUUACGCAGCGUCGAUAUACAUGGUACUUGGCCGAAUUAUCACCUUCCUCCACGGUGAGCAUCUGAGUUAUAUCCCGGUCAAAUGGAUGACAAAAAUCUUCGUUGCUGGGGACGUUUUGUCCUUUAUCCUUCAGGCUGCCGGAGGCGGAAUUAUGACAAGCGGAUCCGAAAGUACUAUCAAGAUCGGUCAAUGGGUUAUUGUGGCAGGCCUCUGCGUCCAGCUCGUGUUUUUCGGGGCAUUUGUGAUCACCUCGCUCAUCUUCCACAUCAAAAUAAUUCGAGGCCCUACCAUUGAAAGCGAGAGAUUCAUGAACAAGCGUGGCUCAAUCUGGCCCCGAGACUGGAGAGGUCUCCUGUUCGCAUGCUACAGCGCUAGCGUGUUAAUCUUGAUUCGAUCCGUUUACCGUCUGGUUGAAUUUGUGCAAGGAAACGAUGGGUAUGUCAUCAGCCACGAGGUAUUCUUGUAUGUGUUCGAUGCUGCGAUGAUGUUCUCGGUGAUGGCCGUGAUGAAUGUGUUCCAUCCCUCUUUUGUUUUGAACAAAAAGAUGGAAUCGCCUAUUGCGCAGCCCGAAAGGGAUAUUCAGUGGAAAUCCGAUCUUGAGAUGCAACAACGCCCUGUUUCAUCUAUCAGGGAUUAG